UUGGGUUGUGGUUUGGGGUUUUGGUUUUUUUUUGUUUGUUUGUUUGUUUGUUUUUUCCUGUAGUUGUUUGGUUGGGGUUUUUGAUGCUGUUUUUGUGGGGUUUGGUUUUGGUUUUUGAGUUUUGGGUUGGUUUGGCGUUUUUGUUCUAACGAAGUGCAGAAGGCUGUGUACACGCGGACUACAUCCCCCAGCGUGCACCGCGGCGUUCCGUGCCGUUCCGCCUUCCAUUGGUCCUGCGCAGCCGCGUGUCCGUUCCCGCGUGGUUCUAAAGCCGCGAGUUGGGCCGGGGCCGUUGUUCGGAGCGUGAUUGGCUGGGGGCGCCAGGCGUGGAGGACGGAGCUUGGCGGCGCGGCCAUGAUGGCGGGCGGCGCCGGCCGGGAGGGUCUCGGGGCGGGGGGGCGAGACCCAGACCCGGCUUCGACUCCGACGUGGGCUCUGACGCUGACCCCAGCACCGACCCCGGCCUCGACACCCUCUUUGUCUCUGGCCUCGGAGUCUCUCCAACCCCUGCAGGACCUGACCGGCGACGGAGGGGUGCGCAAGGAGCAGCUGCGCCCCGGCACCGGGCAGCCCGUGCCCCCAUCCGCCUCCGUGGCAGUGAAGUACUCUGGGUACCUAGGAAAUUGGAAUAAGCUCUUCUGUUCAAAUGGGAACAGCAAGUAUCCAAGGCUGAUGAAACUUGGAAAAGACAUCACCCUGUGGGGACUGGAGAUCGGGCUGCUGUCCAUGACCAAAGGAGAGGCUGCGCUCUUCGUCCUCACUCCGGAAUAUGCCUAUGGCCAGCGGGGCUGUCCUCCCUCCAUCCCCCCAAACACCACGGUCCUCUUCAAGGUGGAGGUGUUGGACUUCAUAGACUCAGAGGAGUGUGACGCCUUCUUUGAGUUGACUUAUGAUCAGCGGGAUAGACUUCCUUUAGAAAAAGUGUUGAAAGUGGCAGCCACAGAGAGAGAGUUUGGCAACUACUUCUUCUAUAAACAGCGCUUCAAGAUUGCCAAAGACAGAUACAAGAGGGCGCUCUCCAUCCUGGGUCUCAGCUCUUCCAGUAAGGCAGAGCAGAGCCAGAUCAACGCUUCCAAACUGCUGCUGUUCCUGAAUCUCUCACUCACUUACCUCAAACUGGAACGUGCUGACCGAGCUUUGAAGUACGGGGAGUUGGCCUUGGAGAUGGACCAAGGAAAUGCCAAAGCGCUGUUCAGGUGUGGCCAGGCUUGUCUCUACAUGAGGGAGUACAGCAAAUCCCGGGAUUUCCUGGCCAGAGCUCAGUGCAUCCAGCCCUUCAACCGUGAUAUCAACAAUGAGCUGAAGAAGUUAGCAAGAUACUACAAGGAGUACAUGGAAAUGGAAAAAGAAAUGUGCUGCCAGAUGUUUGACCCUCUCAAUUCUUAUGGCUGAGAAGAAAUCAAGGUUCGGGAUGGUAGUGCAUGUCAUCAGCAUUCAGGGCCUUUGGAGUCAAGACUUGUGACAGACCUCUGGAGAAUUCCUGCUGCCACAGAGUGUCUCUCUAGCAUACAUGCAGCUCUUGGAACUCACUAUGGAUCUUUUGCAGAGCUGAUCAUCUUGGUAAAUUGACUUGGAAAAAAAGUCCUGAGGAAAAAAAUGUGUGUAAGUGCAGAUCUUGAGAUGGCAGUUGACAUUUAUGUGGCUUGGCUCUAGGAAAGAGGAGCAGCAUGUCUGUUCCUUCCACUUUCAUCUGUGGAUUUAGGCAUCUGUGAUGGGGCUCUGACUUUGGAUGUGGGAAGGGUGAGUAUCUUUGCUUGUGUGCUGCCAUGCUCUGAGAAUAUAUCCACAGCCACCUCAACCAUUGGAGUGGCUGCUUGAAGUCCUCGCAGCUGGACAUCCCUAAAGAGCACUUACAGAGAAAAGAGGAGGGCAUGGCUGACUGUAGAGCUACUUCUACAGAGAGCAUAUCAAUGGUCCCUUAUUGGGGAGUUUUCUCCCUAAGGUAUGUCAGCUGCUCAGAGAAAGCUCCCUGGGAUGGCAAUGCCUCAUGCCCAGAUAAAUCAGGACAGGCUGGUGUUGUAAAUAGCUGUUCCUCUCCUGGUGUCAGGGUGGAUUGCCCAGCACAUAAUGUUAUCAGCUGCUGAGAGCACCCUGAUGCUGCUGGAAUUUCAUCUCAGCACUCCAGAGCACUGCAGUGUCAGGAACCCCUUGUGGAGUCCAUGAGACUGUUCCCUCCUGUUCGCAGCGGUUUUUCUCCAGAGUGUCAGUGCCUGUGGACUGAGUGAAGAGCCCUUCUCAGGCAGUUGCUGUUCACGGUUUUGGCUCUUUGCCGAUGUGUGCACAUAACAUCUGCUUUCCCAGGCAGGCUCAGGUGGAACUGUGUUAGGAUGUGCUUUAUCCUUCUGGCUACUGAGUCACAACUUCCCUUCCUCUCUUCUCCAUGCUCAGUUGUGAAUCUGAACAGAAGCAUUGAAGAGAUGUUCUGUUUCCCCUAAGAGAGGAGGGUGUAUUUCUCUGAAUAUCCUUUGAGGUCAAUUUUCUGAGAUGGGAAAGCUUUCCAGAUUGCCACCAUCAACCUGAUUUCUUGCCUUGAGGCGCAUUCUUCUCACUGAGGCUUGUCCCAGUGCAACACUCUGGGAGCUACUGCCUCAAGGCAUGGGGGCAGUGAGGGCUGAACUGGCAGGAGCAAUGUUUAAGUGCACAAUUCUGAGUUUUCCAGUUUCCUCAUGUUUUGACAGGAACUUUAUCUGCUGUGUUUGGUGCCUCCCUACAGCCCUUCUAGAGAUGGAGGCAGAAAAGGGGGAGCUGGGGAAGAUGCACCUGCAGUUUUUUAUGCAGAAAAUCAGCUUAAACAAAUACUAGAGUCUUAGUUAAGCAUUAACUGUUAAUUGUGGCUUUAAUGCAGGGUAAAGGUGAUAUAAUUAUAUCAUAAUUAUGAUUAUAAAUGACCCGUGACCUGGUGUGUUGCUCCCUAUGAAUUGAUGAUCAGCUUUGCACUUCCAAAGGAUGAGUUAAAAUAGCAGAGACCAACAGGCUUGUGUGUGACCUUUGAAAUAUGAAUGUGCCUUGCUGCAUUUCAUGGCUGAGUUGCUGCCUACCUGCUGUAGUGAAGGAAACAAACCUUGGAGCAGGACUCUGGUUGGAGUGUGCUGUUCUCCUCCAUUCAGGGGCAGCACUGGUGUUGAACCCUAUGUAGCUGCUGUGUCUACAGGGUCCUGUGAUUCCCCUCCACUUCUCUUCUGAUUGUGGAGCCAUUUGGUGGAAAUGAAAGAGAUUUAAAUGAUCAAACAGUCCCUGAAAUGGCUUUAGGAUUUCAGUUUGAAUGUUUUUUUAAUUAGCUGCAUGUAAAGACUUUAUUACUUCAAAUAGCAGCCAUGAAACCAAAAACCUCUUGGUCUGAUCCUUUCUUUUCCUGGUGUACAAGGAGCCUCAGUUAGCUGUAGGCUUGUUCCAAAUUAGACACCCCAAACCCCAGCUAACAGCUGGUGGGACCACCCAGUGAUCAGUUUUGAAGUUUUCCUGUUGGGAACAUGUGAAGGAACUGCUGUGUGGGGUUGGGAUUAGACUGACAAGGAGCAGAGUGGAAGUCAGUUGUAUUUUAGGAGGAGCAAGAGUGCUUUAGUUUAACAAUGCAGAGAGCACUAGCACAUCAAAAAUAAGGAUUCCUUUUUCCCACUUGAAGCCUUUCUUUCCUUCUCUUGGUUGAAAGAACUUUCUGCUGUGAACUGGAGAAAUUAUUUAAGUGUUCCUCUCUCUGAUUAAUUUUCAAAGAGGAGAUCAGCUGAAGUGUCCUUCAGUCAUUUUCCUUCUUUAUGGACUUCCUUUCCCCUUUUCCUGGAAAGUGCUGCCAGCCUGGACUGACAACUGAUAUCUUGUGUGUAAGGAACCUUUGGAAGGUUUGGCAGUACAAGGGGGACUGUUAAACAAGGCUGUAGUUGGUGAGUCCACCAGCUCCCAGUUUGUGGUAGGCUGGAAGUCUUGGUCCUGUGUAUUAAGAGUUCCUCAGCUCAUUUGUGCUUUUAUUAUCCUUAACUCUAAAUUGGGGACAGCCCUUGUAAGAGGCACAUUGUGCUGACUCAGACCCAGUUUUCUGGCAGCGUGACCCUUGGUCAUGGGUUCUGUGUGGCUCUGAGCCCAGGGACUGAUGAUCCCACUGCUUCACGGUCAUCAGACGGAGAUGAGUCAUUGAGGGUGGGCUGGAGAGUCUUGAUGUUCCUCAAAGCCCCAGUUAUCCCAUGGUCCUGUGGUGCCUCUCAAGGAUGUAUAAUGAAUGAGGUGUGGAUUUUGAGCAUCAUGUGAUAUUUCAUCUUCUCCUCGUUUUGUCUGUAAAGAAGCUAUUUUCCUCACAGUUCCUGGAGGUUUUUUUGCCUCCUGGUUAGCAGCCUGUAACUCAAUAUUCUCUAAGGAACAGGCUUUCCUAUUUUGCUACCAGUAAUUUGAUUUACAUGUGCUGGAAUGCCGCUGCAGCUGAGCUGGCUGAGUCAGCUGUGGUGACAUGCAGAUGCUGAAGAGUAUAAAAAUGGGUUUGAGCUCCUGGUAUUCCUGAGCUGUGAGCAGGUCAUGCACCUUUUGGAUGGGAUCCUUUGAUACUCAGAGCUUCUGUAGAAGACAGAUGGGUUGUUCUGGGGAAAGGUUUCUAAGGAUUUUCUUGGGUUUUUCAUUUAUUCUAUUUUUCCUUCUGCUGGUAAUCCUAUGGAUGAGAGAGGGACAAGACUUUUGUUCCAACAGUAUGUUGAUGUCUUUUGUGCUCACAAAUUGGGAAAAUACUUCCAGUAGGAGUUUUUCUGUGUUGGUAUUUGAGAGGAGCCACUUGCAGCUACAUCAAGAACAGCAGGAUGUGACCUGUGGCACCAGACACAGGGGAAGGUGCUGAUUCUGUCUGAGGACCAGGGAGGGGAAGGUGCUGCUUCUUCAGAAGCAGAGGGAAAGCCCACCUGGGAGAGGCCCUGGAGGAGCAGGUGAGCUUUUGGCAACAAGGUCAGUGAAGCCAUUAGAAGGUGAGGUCGGUGAGCCAAGUCCUGAUCAGCAAUCAGAGAGGUUCCCCUUCCAAAUUUAGAGCUGAGGAGGGAGCAAUCACCAGUUAAAAACAGUCCUAGUUCUUAUCCAGGCCAAGCUGAUGCUGCACCAAGAUAUGAAUUUCCUUCUGGUUACCCUAAAGAAGGGGAGGUAUGGGUGGAGGCCGAGAUGAAAUAAAGAGGUUUUGCUGUCAUUUCCCUUGCCAGGGCUUCAAGACUGUCAAGGACCCAACUGUGAGUGAUGGGGUAAGGUCAACAGUUGCACAAAGUGCUGGGGGUGCUCUGUGAUCCAUUGCUGGGACACAGCCAGGUGGCCAAGCCUUCCAGUGCUCCUGUCCUGCAGCAGGAAGGGGCUGGGAGCAGGGAAAUACGGGGAGAAACAAUAGAAAUCUGGGUUGAGGAGAAAUUCCUGUGUGUCAUACAAGAUUCCCCUUUCUUCCAAAGGCAGAGUAAGUAUCCAGGCUUCAAUUUCCCCGAACCAGGAAAAAUGCAAGCGAUGGGAAGAAUGGAUGACCCUGUGUAGGAACAGAAGUGGCCCAAGGAGUGCUCUGGGGGUUUCCCUGAGGGGGCCUGGCUGGUUUUUAGUUCUUGUCACUUAAUCCUCUGUUUUCUCCAAGUCUUUCAUGAGGAAGUUGAAUGGAUUUUAAGGGGAUUUUGCUGUGUUUGUUCCACAUAUGCUAAUCUGUGGAAUUCUAGGUGUUUAUUUCAGGGCCACUGGAGGUGUGUGCUGGUAACCAUGAAUCAUUGAGGGCUGAAAUUCAAUAAACUGCAGGUGAUGCUGGGGAAACACUGACUGUGAUACUUUGUCAUCCUAGGACUGUUGCAGCUGUCCACCUUUUGGCACAUGGAGAUCUCAGCAUCACAUACAAGUUUUGGAAAACGGGGCAGGAGCACUUACUUCAAGAGACUGAAGUGAAGGUUCAGGGUUUAUACACAACCUGAUUUUCCUGAAGUUUGGUUUGUUUGCUAUGUUUUGAGGCAGUUUCCAGAAUAAUUAAAUCUGUGCUGUUGGAGAGAGGAAUGGGUCUAUGUAAAUUCCUUCUCUUUUCCCAUACACACUGUUUGAAGAAAACUCUUUCCUGAUGUCCUGCCUCUUGCUGAUAGAUGCCAGGCUGCUUUCAGGGAAUUUGUAAAUGGGAGGAGGAUGCCAUGAAGUUUUCUAUUUACACAGGUUGUUCUUAAAAAAUAUGUUUGGUAUUUUUGUU
Messenger RNA from Serinus canaria (Common canary), 6160 nucleotides. It is a transcript of the gene FKBP6, whose product is annotated as FKBP prolyl isomerase family member 6 (inactive). The coding region runs from base 355 to 1392 and encodes 345 amino acids. The record is from RefSeq and is a predicted model, not a curated record. Gene Ontology annotation, molecular function: protein binding; peptidyl-prolyl cis-trans isomerase activity. The transcript has 8 exons. Lineage: Eukaryota; Metazoa; Chordata; Aves; Passeriformes; Fringillidae.